This is a messenger RNA of Drechmeria coniospora, 1422 nucleotides long. RefSeq lists its product as uncharacterized. The record is from RefSeq and is a predicted model, not a curated record. The transcript has a single exon. Lineage: Eukaryota; Fungi; Ascomycota; Sordariomycetes; Hypocreales; Ophiocordycipitaceae. Bases 1 to 1422 code for a protein of 473 amino acids.
AUGACGACUAUUGGUCGGCAAGGUGGUGUACAAUCUGGCGGUGGAUUAAUUGUACUUGUUCCAGCCGUUGGGCCGGUGACUGUUGAGAAAAUAGGAGGUUGUGUAGACGCAACAGUAACAAUAAGUAUUGUUCUGCAUGGUGGUGUACAAUCCGGCGGUGGAAGUAUUGUACUCGUACCAGCUAUUGGGCCAGUGACCGUUGAGAUAACGGGUGUUUCGGGACCCCCUGUAGACGCAACUGUAAUGAUGACUAUUGGUCUGCACGGAGGCGUACAAUCUGGUGGUGGCAGGAUCGUACUUGUGCCGGCCGUCGGUCCUGUGACUGUUGAAAAAAUAGGAACUUCGGACGACGCAACAGUGACAACGACUAUUGUUCUGCACGGAGGUGUGCAAUCCGGCGGUGGAAGAAUCGUACUUGUGCCGGCCGUUGGUCCAGUUACUGUCGAGAAAACGGGUCCUUCUGUAGACGCAAUUGUAAUAAUGACUAUUGGUCUACAUGGAGGUGUACAAUCUGGCGGUGGAUUGAUUGUGCUUGUGCCGGCUGUCGGCCCAGUGACUGUGGAGAAAAUAGGAGGUUGUGAAGAUGCAACAGUAAUAAUAAGUAUUGUUCUGCAUGGUGGUGUACAAUCCGGCGGUGGAAGAAUCGUACUUGUACCAGCAAUUGGCCCAGUGACCGUUGAAACUAUAGGUGUUUCGGGACCUCCCGUAGAAGCAACUGUUAUAAUGACUAUCGGUCUGCAUGGAGGCGUACAAUCUGGCGGUGGAUUGAUUGUACUUGUACCAGCCGUCGGUCCAGUGACCGUAGAGAAAAUAGGAGGUUGUGUAGACGCAACAGUAACAAUAAGUAUCGUUCUGCAUGGUGGUGUACAAUCCGGCGGUGGAAGAAUCGUACUUGUGCCGGCUAUUGGUCCAGUCACCGUUGAAAUUAUAGGAGUUUCAGGACCUCCCGUAGGUGCAAUGGUGACUAUAAGUGCUGUUCUGCAUGGUGGUGUACAAUCCGGCGGUGGAAGAAUCGUACUUGUACCAGGUGUUGGUCCAGUGACUGUUGAAAUGAUGGGCGUUUCUGGGCCUCCUGUAGAAGCAACUGUAAUAAUGAUUAUUGGUCUGCAUGGAGGCGUGCAAUCCGGUGGUGGGUUGAUAGUACUUGUGCCGGCCGUCGGUCCAGUGACGGUUGAGAAAAUCGGAGGUUGUGUAGAAGCAACAGUGACAAUGAGUAUCGUUCUGCAUGGUGGUGUGCAAUCCGGCGGUGGAAGAAUCGUACUUGUACCCGCUAUUGGCCCAGUAACCGUUGAAAUUAUAGGCGUUUCGGUACCUCCUGUCGGCGCAACCGUUACAAUGACAAUUGUUCUGCAUGGAGGCGUACAAUCCGGUGGUGGAAGGAUCGUACUUGUACCUGGUGUUGGUCCAGUGACCGUUGAGUAA